AUGCGGCUGCGGCUGCACCAUAUGCUGUGGUCUAAAUUUUUGUUUCGAAUUAUGAAUGGUGGUGGUCAGAGACACUCUCUUUCAAUGUCUGUUUGCGUGUUCACACUCCGGACACCAAACAACCCUGAACUAUCCGCUGCUUGGAGGAAUUUCGCGAGAUCUUGCCCACAGGGGUGCUGCACUCGGCGGAUCGUUUUCGAGCGGCGGCUGCACCACAUGCUGUGGUCUAAAUUUUUGUUUCGAAUUAUGAAUGGUGGUGGUCAGAGACACUCUCUUUCAAUGUCUGUUUGCGUGUUCACACUCCGGACACCAAACAACCCUGAACUAUCCGCUGCUUGGAGGAACUUCGCGAGAUCUUGCCCACAGUGGUGCUGCAGUCGGCGGAUCGUUUUCGAGCGGCUGCUGCACCACAUGCUGUGGUCUAAAUUUUUGUUGCGAAUUAUGGAUGGUGGGAGUCUGAGACACUCUCUUUCAAUGUCUGUUUGCGUGUUCACACUCCGGACACCAAACAACCCUGAAUUAUCCGCUGCUUGGAGGAAUUUCGCGAGAUCUUGCCCACAGGGAUGCUGCACUCGGCGGAUCGUUUUCGAGCGGCUGCUGCACCACAUGCUGUGGUCUAAAUUUUUGUUGCGAAUUAUGAAUGGUGGUGGUCAGAGACACUCUCUUUCAAUGUCUGUUUGCGUGUUCACACACUGGACACCAAACAACCCUGAACUAUCCGCUGCUUGGAGGAAUUUCGCGAGAUCUUGCCCACAGUGGUGCUGCAGUCGGCGGAUCGUUUUCGAGCGGCUGCUGCACCACACGUUGUGGUCUAAAUUUUUGUUUCGAAUUAUGAAUGGUGGUGGUCAGAGACACUCUCUUUCAAUGUCUGUUUGCGUGUUCACACACUGGACACCAAACAACCCUGAACUAUCCGCUGCUUGGAGGAACUUCGCGAGAUCUUGCCCACAGUGGUGCUGCAGUCGGCGGAUCGUUUUCGAGCGGCUGCUGCACCACACGUUGUGGUCUAAAUUUUUGUUGCGAAUUAUGAAUGGUGGUGGUCAGAGACACUCUCUUUCAAUGUCUGUUUGCGUGUUCACACUCCGGACACCAAACAACCCUGAAUUAUCCGCUGCUUGGAGGAACUUCGCGAGAUCUUGCCCACAGUGGUGCUGCAGUCGGCGGAUCGUUUUCGAGCGGCUGCUGCACCACAUGCUGUGGUCUAAAUUUUUGUUGCGAAUUAUGAAUGGUGGGAGUCAGAGACACUCUCUUUCAAUGUCUGUUUGCGUGUUCACACACUGGACACCAAACAACCCUGAACUAUCCGCUGCUUGGAGGAACUUCGCGAGAUCUUGCCCACAGUGGUGCUGCAGUCGGCGGAUCGUUUUCGAGCGGCUGCUGCACCACAUGCUGUGGUCUAAAUUUUUGUUGCGAAUUAUGAAUGGUGGUGGUCAGAGACACUCUCUUUCAAUGUCUGUUUGCGUGUUCACACUCCGGACACCAAACAACC
Molecule: messenger RNA, 1489 nt
Organism: Trypanosoma cruzi
Lineage: Eukaryota; Euglenozoa; Kinetoplastea; Trypanosomatida; Trypanosomatidae
Exons: 1
Source: RefSeq, a predicted model, not a curated record